Molecule: messenger RNA, 1907 nt
Organism: Aspergillus steynii IBT 23096
Lineage: Eukaryota; Fungi; Ascomycota; Eurotiomycetes; Eurotiales; Aspergillaceae
Product: CCCH zinc finger protein
Exons: 4
Coding region: 277-1662 (461 amino acids)
Molecular function (GO): metal ion binding
Source: RefSeq, a predicted model, not a curated record
CGCUGAUUUGCCUUCCAGUGUGUUCUCCACUGGCUAUAUAAAGCUGCCAUGUAGAUCUCUGGCAGGCCCUGUCAAGUGAAUGUGUUGAGCGCGUAAACACCGGUCCUUCACUUGUUCUCCCCGGUCACCUGCCAGGCCGGUUAUAUAGUGCCUGCCUGUCCCUCGCGCUCUCUCAGAUCUCUCUCCUCCGUUAGUACGACUGUUGAUUAGUACUUUUUCUUCCCUACUCUCCUUCUCCGCAACUGAACAAUCCGUCCCUUGAUCUUUAUCGCAACUAUGACGGCACUAGGCUAUUUUGAGCGCUAUAAGCAACUAGCAGCGAUAGACCAGAAAAAGAACACUCUCAUCGAGGAUCUCCUGCAACGUGUGACAGAGCUAGAAGAAGCGUAUCAACAGGAGAAGCUUGACCAUGAACGAGAGACCCGCUUUAAUCGUGACAUUCAGAUCCAUGAGAUGGAGUUGAUGGACCAGGUCUCCAGAAUGAGGAAUAUCAUGGAGCGUGAACCCUUCAUCGUGGUCCUUCUCGAUGGCGACGGAAUAAUCUUCCAGGAUGGUUUUCUACAGCAAGGUGGUCAAGGCGGACGAAACGCGGCGACCAAGCUUCAGGAGGCCUUGCAGAACUAUAUCGCUAGUAAUUUUCCACGGAUCGCUUCUCCCAAAAUAAUCACAAAGCUAUAUGUCAACGUGAAGGGACUGGCAGAGCUCUGCGUUCGAGGCGGAGUCACCACCGAGCCCUUUUUGAUCGAAGAAUUUGUGCGUGGCUUCAAUGGGAGCUUCCCACUGUUUGAACUGAUCGAUACUGGAUCUGGAAAACAUAGCGCGCAGGAGAAGAUCGCGGAGACAUUCCAACUUUAUCUGUACAACUGCCACUGCCACCAGAUCUUCAUUGGGUGCGCACAGGAUCCUGCAUACGGGAGGAUUCUGGAAAGCGCGCUACAUGACGCGGAUCUCAUCGGCAGAGUGUCUCUGAUUGAAGGUCUUCCUUUUGAGAACAAUUUGGAAUUGAUUAAGUCGACGUUCAGAGCAACUAAAUUCCCCAAUCUCUUUCGAGAUACCAAGAUAACCGUCUGGGCUCCCUGGAAAGCUGCGGUGGCCAGCAAGCCGCGCUCUCUCUUCACGCCGUCUCCCGUGCAGCAAGCCGUACCUCUUUCGCGAACCUCAACCAAUACCACGUCCACCAACAAUAGUGUUUCGCUGUCAAUUGCAUCUAAUUCUGCCAGUAAUGCGAAGCUUGGCGAAUUCCAGAUUGUACGUUCCAAAUCGUCGAACUCCUUGCCACCUCCCAAGAUCGUGGAGCGAAAUAAGUACGGUCAGCGGGUAGAUCGGAUUGACUUCAAGAACAUCCCCCGUGAUGAGCUCAAUCGCAUGAAGAAGCUGAAGCUGUGCAAUUUCUACUUUCUGAUGGGCGAAUGUCCGAAUGAGAACUGUCUUCAUGACCAUUCGCGCAAGCUAACCAAGAGUGAGCUUUCCAUCCUGAGAGCUGUCGCUCGCAUGACGCCUUGUCGCUACGGCACGGACUGCGACGACCCGGACUGUAUUUACGGUCAUCGCUGUCCUCUGAGCGAACCCGGCAAGAAGGACUGCUACUGGGGGUCAAGUUGUCGAUUCGAGGCCUCUGCACAUGGCCUUGACCUCAAUAUCGUCAAGGUGACCAAGGUUUAGUCGGAUUUACUACUCUUGACCAGCGCUUCCCCCUUGGGUUUCUUUAGUAUCUCGGCGUUCAUGUCAUUGGUUUUCUUAGCAUUUCUCCUUGGCGAUGCAACUGCUUUCUGUCUCCUUCCCUCUCUCAGCACGAUAUCCCUAUCAUCGCAUUUAGGUUUUUCUUUUGUUCAGUGGCGCAUUGAUUUACAGUUGAAACAUGUACCUACUUUGAAAUCUGUCGCAGGAAUCACAGGAACAGCUUAUGC